UCUCCACCGUGCACCUCCCAUUUUCUUAUCUUACACGUCCAUCAUCCUCCGGGUCUACUUUGUAGGGACCUCUGGUUCCCACCAGUUCUGCAGUCGACUUCGUUACUGCUACCACAACCACGGGUGUGUUGCAGUUGCACUCCGGCUGUUGUGGUUGACUGGGGUUUGCGUCCUCAACUGGGGUUUUUGGAGGAUUUUGUGAAGUUGGAUUUGUCGAAUUUGCUGGGGUGAGUCUUGUGCUCUUUUGGAAGCUGGACAUUGUAGUUUAGAUUUGAGGAGAAAUGGCGGUAGUUGGCUCAGUGGCUGCUCUUCAAGGUGUUGCUGCUCUCAAUGUCUCAAGUAGCAGCAAUGCAGCUGUGGUCUCCACAGCCUCCUCGGCUUCGGCCAUGUUCGGCUGCAUGCCAGUUUUGAAGUCUAGGUCAAGCCCUUACCUCCGAAAAGUUUCUGCCGUGUCUGUACGGGCCGUUUCCUUGGAUCCGUUGUCGGGGAUGAUGGACACCGAAGGAUUUGGAGAGGGGAUGGACCUAGGUCAAAGGGAAAUCAGGCAGUACCCUCCUGGCUUGCAGCGCUACGAGACCAUGACCGUGUUGCGUCCCGACAUUACCGAGGAACAGCGCCUUGCUCUCACACAGCGCUACGAAGAGUCCAUCAUCGCUGGAGGUGGAUUGGAUGUGGAGAUGUUUAACAGGGGUAUGCAGCCCUUGGCAUACAACAUCAAGACCAAGAACAUGGCAGGUUUUGCAAACCGAUACUUGGACGGAAUCUAUUUGUUGUUUACAUAUGUGACCAAGCCAGAAAGUCAAAAGGCUAUUCAGGAUAGGCUGAACCGGGACGAUGAUAUUAUCCGCUCCACAACAUUCAGGUUGAAGGCUUAGUGAAGGUUUUGACACUUUAGAGUAAAAUGACAGAUUUGAGUUUGAGAGCUAUUCACCAUCCUUCACUCGUUAUUUUUGGCCUUGACACUGGUGUUAUCAAUACUCAUUAGGAACAUCUGAUAGGAAAAUCAACCAAUCAUUGUGCAGGGUCAUGUGAACUUGACACACAGACUGAUGGUUUUUUUGGAUAAAUGCUUACCAUUAUAUUUCAGAACACUCAGUUAGAUUUUCUGCGUCCGUUUGCUAAUUGCAUUUUUACUUUCUUCGUGUAGAUGUAACACUAUGACCAUCACAAAGUGUUCUUCCCAUGUGCUCAAUGUUUAGGAGCGUGUUAUUUCCACCAACAGUUCAGGUGGACAACGUAAUAUAUUCACCCAGUUGCAGUUCAUAAA
Molecule: messenger RNA, 1267 nt
Organism: Physcomitrium patens
Lineage: Eukaryota; Viridiplantae; Streptophyta; Bryopsida; Funariales; Funariaceae
Product: small ribosomal subunit protein bS6c alpha
Biological process (GO): translation
Cellular component (GO): ribosome
Molecular function (GO): small ribosomal subunit rRNA binding; structural constituent of ribosome
Source: RefSeq, a predicted model, not a curated record